AUGAGACAGCGACGGUGGUUAGAGUUAGUGAAAGAUUACAACUGCACUAUCUUGUACCAUCAGGGUAAGGCUAAUGUAGAUGCUGAUGCAUUGAGUAGAAUGAAUAUGGAACAGUUGUCAGCAUUGUGUACAAGACAGGAUCAUUUAAUAAGAGAUUUUGAAAACCUGAUAAUUGAAAUCAGGGUUGAGGUAGGAACUGAGAAGAGGAAGGGAUUUGAAAUAGCCAAAGAUAGAGCGUUGAUGCUAAAGGGUCGAUUGUGCGUGCCAAAGGAUGAAGCGUUGAGAAAUGAAAUUAUGACUGAGGCUCACUCAGCUCCUUACGUUGCCCACCCAGGUGGAACUAAAAUGUAUCGAGAUUUGCGUAAUACAUUUUGGUGGAGAAAUAUGAAAGGGAAGAUAGCUCUGUUUGUGUCCAAAUACAUGGUUUUCCAACAAGUGAAGGCCGAACAUCAGAGGCCGUACGGACUGUUGAACCCCAUGGACAUACCAGAAUGGAAGUAG
This is a messenger RNA of Olea europaea var. sylvestris, 501 nucleotides long. RefSeq lists its product as uncharacterized. NCBI's taxonomy places the organism in Eukaryota, Viridiplantae, Streptophyta, Magnoliopsida, Lamiales, Oleaceae. The record is from RefSeq and is a predicted model, not a curated record. The coding region runs from base 1 to 501 and encodes 166 amino acids. The transcript has 2 exons.